Molecule: messenger RNA, 2277 nt
Organism: Gadus chalcogrammus (walleye pollock)
Lineage: Eukaryota; Metazoa; Chordata; Actinopteri; Gadiformes; Gadidae
Gene: map3k7
Product: mitogen-activated protein kinase kinase kinase 7
Exons: 17
Coding region: 446-2218 (590 amino acids)
Biological process (GO): positive regulation of canonical NF-kappaB signal transduction; protein phosphorylation; JNK cascade
Molecular function (GO): MAP kinase kinase kinase activity; magnesium ion binding; ATP binding
Source: RefSeq, a predicted model, not a curated record
CUCUGAACAUCUGGACUGAUGUGUCUCUGAACAUCUGGACUGAUGUGUCUCUGAACAUCUGGACUGAUGUGUCUGAACAUCUGGACUGAUGUGUCUCUGAAUAUCUGGACUGAUGUGUCUCUGAACAUCUGGAUUGAUGUGUCCUUUUGGUCUGAUGGGUCUCUCUGGUCUGAUGUGUUCCUCUGGUCUGAUGUGUUCCUCUGGUCUGAUGUGUAUCUCUGGUCUGAUGUGUAUCUCUGGUUCGAUGUGUAUCUCUGGUCUGAUGUGUAUCUCUGGUCUGAUGUGUAUCUCUGGUCUGAUGUGUAUCGCUGGUCUGAUGUGUAUCUCUGGUCUGAUGUAGUUCUGAACAUCUGUUCUGACGUGUUCCUCUGGUCUGAUGGUUCUUCUGGUCUCCAGUGUGGGACCAGCUGGCGUGGGCCGGUGACGUCACUGCCCAGCCGUCGACAUGCUCGAGACGCCCCCAGGAUACCCGUUUGAAGAGAUCGAUUAUGUCGACAUUGAAGUGGAGGAGGUGGUCGGCAGAGGAGCGUUUGGCGUGGUGUGCAAAGCCAAGUGGAAGGGCAAAGACGUGGCCAUCAAGACCAUCGAGAGCGAGUCAGAGAGGAAGGCCUUCAUCGUUGAGCUGCGGCAGCUCUCCCGAGUGAAUCACCCCAACAUCGUCAAGUUGUACGGUUCUUGCAAUUCUCCGGUAUGUCUGGUGAUGGAGUACGCAGAGGGCGGGUCCUUGUACAACGUGCUGCACGGCGCGGAGCCCCUCCCCUUCUACACGGCGUCCCACGCCAUGAGCUGGUGCUUCCAGUGCUCCCAGGGCGUGGCCUACCUGCACGGCAUGAAGCCCAAGGCCCUCAUCCACCGAGACCUCAAGCCCCCCAAUCUGCUGCUGGUGGCCGGCGGCACGGUGCUGAAGAUCUGUGACUUCGGGACGGCCUGCGACAUCCAGACCCACAUGACCAACAACAAGGGCAGCGCCGCCUGGAUGGCCCCCGAGGUGUUCGAAGGCAGUAACUACAGUGAGAAGUGUGACGUGUUCAGUUGGGGCAUUAUCCUGUGGGAGGUCAUCACGCGCAGGAAGCCCUUCGACGAGAUCGGAGGACCGGCCUUCAGGAUCAUGUGGGCCGUCCACAACGGCACGCGGCCCCCUCUCAUCAAGAACCUGCCCAAGCCCAUCGAGAGCCUGAUGACGCGCUGCUGGUCCAAGGACCCCACCCAGAGGCCCUCCAUGGAGGAGAUCGUCAAGAUCAUGACCCACCUCAUGAGGUUCUUCCCCGGGUCAGAGGAGGCGCUGCAGUACCCUUACCAGUACUCAGACGACGGGCAGAGCAACUCCGCCACCAGCACAGGCUCCUGCAUGGACCUCACCUGCACCAGCAGCCGCAGCAACGCCAACCUGGAGCAGGGCGACUCCCAGGGCAGCAACGACACCAUCAAGAUCACCCCCCAGUUCCCCCCCCACUUCAAACCCAAGGGCGACCCGCUGCGCUCGCUCCCCCUGUCCAGAGGGGGCAGCGUGGAGAGCCUGUCGGCCCGCCCCCAGGGCCUCCUCUCCUCGGAGGGCAAGAGGAUGAGCACAGACCUGUCGGAGCUGGAGCCCAAGCUGCCCUUCACGCCCGCAGCACGCCCGCCCUUUAAGCGAGGUCACCGUAAGACCGCGUCCUACGGCACCAUUCUGGACGUUCCCAAGAUCGUCGUCACAGCCUCCUGUGACGCCCAGCGGCGGCGCUCCAUCCAGGACCUCCCCGGGAUCAUGUCUGACACCAGCCAGGGCAGCAGGAACAGCAGUAGGUCGUCCAGCCCCAGCGUGAGGAUGAUGCCGUCUGACCGGCCGGGCAGCAGGGGAUACUACUCCCCCGACGACCCAGACUCCAACGGUUCGGACAACUCCAUCCCCAUGGCAUACCUCACCCUGGACUACCAGCUGCAGCCCCUGGCCCCCUGUCCUAACUCCAAGGAGUCCAUGGCGGUGUUCGAGCAGCACUGUAAGAUGGCCCAGGAGUACCUGAAGGUGCAGACGGAGAUCGCUCUGCUCAUCCAGAGGAAGAAGGAGCUGAUCGCGGAGCUGGACCAGGACGAGAAGGACCAGCAGACCACGUCGAGGCUGGUCCAGGAGCACAAGAAGCUGCUGGAGGAGAACCAGAGCCUGGCCACCUACUACCACAAGUGCAAGAAGCAGCUGGACCUCAUCCGCGUGCAACAGCAGAAGAGACAGGGCACCUCCUGAUCCCGCCCCCAUGACCAGGCCCCGCCCCCAGUGACCACGCCCACCCCACCCCCCCCCCC